UUCCCCACCUCCGCCCUCCUCCUGCUGACGUCUGGCUCUGCCCGCUGAAAACUCGGUGCCGCGGCGGAUGCGGCGGCUCUCGGCAGCGCGGCGGCGGCAGCAGCAGCGAAGAUGGUGGCGGCUCCGUGCGCCCGGCGGCUGGCGCGGCGCUCCCGCUCGGCGCUGGUGGCGGCGCUCACCGUGCUGCUCCUGCAGACCCUCCUCGUCUGGAAUUUCACCUCCCUCGACGCCGGCGAGGAGCAGCGCGGCGGCCGCGAGAAGCGAGACCGCGGCGGAGAGCAGCGGGGGCAGCCGCAGCGGCGCGGACCCGCCGCCCCGCACGGCAAGGCGAUGAUUGAACCUCCUAGUCCCUACACCAGCUUGGAGACCCAGGAUGGCUAUUUUUCCCACCGACCGAAAGAGAAAAUGCGAACAGACAGCAAUAAUGAAAAUUCAGUCCCCAAGGACUUUGAAACUAUUGAUAACAGUAACUUUGCUCCCAGGACUCAGAGGCAAAAACACCAGUCUGAACUGGUGAAAAAACCCCUUAGCAAACAAAAGGAGCACUUGAGAAAGAAACUGGAAGAGGAGAAGAUGAAGGAGACCUUGCUGCUGGCGAAGAACUCCAACGAGGUGGUGCAGUUCAGCGAUCACCUGGGAAAAAACAGCAGCAACAGCAACAGUCUGAAGGAGAUUGACAGGUUUCCCACGCACCAACUUAUCCAAAAAAUGGAGAACAGCUCCCCUGAGCUGAAAUACGACCAACCACCCAAGUGUGAGGUGACGGGCAAGGAGGCGAUCUCGGCCAUGUCCCGCGCCAAGUCCCAGCAGUGCCGCCAGGAGAUCGCGGACGUUUACUGCCAGCACAAGCUGGGGAAGCUGAUGCCGGAGCAGGUGACACGCUUCUGUGCCCUGGAGGGAAAAGCCAACAACAAUGUACAGUGGGAUGAGGACUCCGUAGAGUACAUGCCAGCCAACCCAGUCAGGAUCGCAUUUGUCUUGGUUGUUCAUGGCAGAGCUUCCCGGCAGCUCCAGCGCAUGUUUAAGGCUAUUUACCAUAAAGACCAUUUUUAUUACAUUCAUGUUGACAAGCGAUCCAAUUACUUGCACCGGCAAGUGCUGCAGUUUGCCAGCCAGUACCCAAAUGUGAGAGUCACCUCCUGGAGAAUGGCCACCAUCUGGGGAGGAGCAAGCCUCCUGACCACCUACCUGCAGACCAUGAAGGACCUCAUGGAGAUGAGUGACUGGCCAUGGGAUUUCUUCAUUAACCUCAGUGCUGCUGACUACCCAAUCAGGACAAACGAUCAGCUCGUGGCUUUCCUGUCCAGAUACCGUGAUAUGAACUUCUUGAAAUCACAUGGGAGGGACAAUGCAAGGUUUAUCAGGAAGCAGGGGCUGGACCGGCUCUUCCUGGAGUGUGACACGCACAUGUGGCGCCUGGGGGACCGCAAGAUCCCGGAGGGAAUCACCGUGGACGGGGGCUCCGACUGGUUCCUGCUGAACAGGAAGUUUGUGGAGUAUGUCACCUUCUCCAACGAUGAUCUGGUGACGAAGAUGAAGAGGUUUUACUCCUACACGCUGCUUCCUGCUGAGUCCUUCUUCCACACCGUGCUGGAGAACAGCCCGUUCUGCGACUCCAUGGUGGACAACAACUUGCGCAUCACCAACUGGAACAGGAAGCUCGGCUGCAAGUGCCAGUACAAGCACAUCGUGGACUGGUGUGGCUGCUCCCCCAAUGACUUCAAACCAGCUGACUUCCACCGCUUCCAGCAGACUGCCAGGCCAACCUUCUUCGCCCGCAAGUUCGAGGCCGUGGUGAACCAGGAGAUCAUUGGGCAGCUGGACUAUUACCUGUACGGGAACUACCCGUCAGGCACGCCGGGGCUGCGCUCCUACUGGGAGAACGUGUUCGAGGAGCCCGACGGGCUGGGCGCGCUCAGCGACGUGGCCCUCACCAUGUUCCACUCCUUCUCGCGCCUGGGCCUGCGCCGCGCCGAGAGCUCCUUCCACGCCGCUGGAGACAACAGCUGCCGGUACUACCCCAUGGGCCAUCCAGUUUCCAUCCACCUUUACUUCCUUGCUGACCGUUUCCAAGGCUUCCUGAUCAGGCACCACGCAACCAAUCUGGCUGUCAGUAAACUGGAAACUUUGGAAACCUGGGUGAUGCCCAAGAAGGUCUUCAAGAUUGCAAGUCCACCGAGCGAUUUUGGGAGGCUGCAGUUCUCAGAGAUUGGCACUGAGUGGGACGCCAAGGAAAGGCUUUUCCGGAAUUUUGGAGGACUCCUUGGGCCAACAGAUGAGCCAGUUGGGAUGCAGAAAUGGGGGAAAGGCCCCAAUGUCACCGUGACUGUCAUUUGGGUGGAUCCCAUUAAUGUAAUUGCAGCAACAUACGAUAUUCUUAUUGAAUCCAGUGCCGAGUUUACUCACUACAAACCACCUCUGAAUCUGCCCCUGCGACCUGGUGUCUGGACAAUAAAAAUUCUGCACCACUGGGUACAGGUAGCUGAAACCAAAUUCCUCGUUACUCCUCUCACCUUCUCAAAUCAACAGCCUAUCAAACAAGAGGAAGCCAUCAAGUUUCACAGCGGGCCUCCAAAGAACGCCUACAUGGAGCAGAGCUUCCAGGGCCUGAACCCCGUGCUGAACAUCCCGGUGAGCGCCGCGCGCGCCGAGCAGGCCAAGCGCAACGCGGGGCUGGUGGGCGCCCGCCUGGACGCCUGGGUGGACUCCCUGGUCAGCAGCGUGUGGUCGGCCGUGGAUGUCUGCAGCGUGGGCGCCACGGCCUGCCCAGUCCUGCAGGGCUGUGCCCAGACCGCCUGGAGCUCCCUCAGCCCCGACCCCAAGUCCGAGCUGGGCCCCGUCAAACCCGACGGCCGCCUCAGGUAGCAUCCGGCGCGCUCCGCCCCAGCGCGGGGUGUUAAAAGGGAAUUGAACCUCGCUUCUCUGUGAAUCUCACACCAGGUCUCGGAAACGUAAGGGAAAGUUACAUUUUUUUUGUUACUUAUUGCAGUAGAAUUCAUUUUAAAACAAAAACAAGAGUUCUGAAGUUGUGACAAGGCCUUUGGCACUGCCCUCUCCGUCGGCUCUGUUGGGAGCAGCCUGUGCUGUCCCAUGGGGACCCGGCCAUUCCAGGUGCCACUGCACCACCAUCCCCUGGGCUGGGGAACAGGAGCACCGAGCCAUGGAGAGGGCAGUGAAGGAGCAGCUGCUAAAGGGAUUGUUUUAAAAAAAAUUGUCCAUACCUCUGCUGUUUCACAGGCUUUCGUUAUUUUGCUACAAUGAAUAAAUCACAGCAAAGUUCCCUUCUACUUUUGCUUCCUGGGGAGGUUGGUUCCUGCAGGCUGGAGCCUGUAUGGCCACAUGACCUCAGAGAAUGUGAAGUAAUUCUGGUACAGCCUCACUCUAGUUUUUAAUAACACAAAGUAAUUCUGGACACAGAUGAUAUCUGUUAUCCUAGUUAGAGAAAAAAAGCAAAAGCAGAAACUUUCAGGUUACUUUCAGAGUUUUUCUUCAGACUAAUUUCGUGAUAAACUCUAAAUGAAACCAGUGUUUUGCUAUAGUAGUCUUUCAUGUCUCACGCAGUCGGGUUCAGGGUCAGUUUACUAAGACUAUUUAUUAAAGAACAAAGAAGUUUUUUGAAUUUCAGCCCUUUCAAAUCUGCAGGCAUUUUUGGAAGCCACCAGUACCUGAGUAUUUUCACAGGCUGCCAGUAGAGCAGGUGUGUAUGUGUAGGCUGGGGUGGGUUGUGAUGUGUCUGCUCACACUCUUUGCUCAUGAGCUGAGCUGAGUUUUUUCUCAGGCAGUGGAGUUGUAAACCAGUAAAAUAGAAAAAUUGGGACCUAAAUCUGCAACAACAGGUUUCUUCCCUAAUUUGGGUGGUGGCUAGUAGGUCUUAACACUAAUUCCCUCCCUCAGAUCUCA
Messenger RNA from Prinia subflava (tawny-flanked prinia), 3900 nucleotides. RefSeq names its product xylosyltransferase 1 (gene XYLT1). NCBI's taxonomy places the organism in Eukaryota, Metazoa, Chordata, Aves, Passeriformes, Cisticolidae. Gene Ontology annotation, cellular component: membrane. The record is from RefSeq and is a predicted model, not a curated record. Bases 112 to 2865 code for a protein of 917 amino acids. Gene Ontology annotation, molecular function: protein xylosyltransferase activity. The transcript has 12 exons. Gene Ontology annotation, biological process: heparan sulfate proteoglycan biosynthetic process; chondroitin sulfate proteoglycan biosynthetic process.